CGAUCGGAUCCACAGCUCUCACAUUCUUCCCUAAAAUUUCUCCAUUGCGUUGUACCUAAUAAAUUUUUCGGUUUUUCCUUCGGUGGUCAAGCCUGGUUUUUAUUGUUUCCCGGGGUCAAACAAUUUCAUUAAUAUUUUGCUUCCACUCGCCUCACCGUUUCCCCUUUCCUCUUCGAGCCGGCGAGAUCGUCCCGCCGUGGCGGCGCAGCUAAGAAGAAGAAGAAGGAAGUGAUCUCCCUUUUCGUCCCCGGAACGAGAGAAAUCGCAACUGAUAUGAGAGAGAAUUCGAUAGCCCACAUGCCGCUACUUCGAUCCCUGUGAAAACCUAAUUCUCUGAUAACCAUGGCAUCGCCGUCGUCCUCCAUGAACCCACCGUCUCCCGCGCUCAAGACUUACUUCAAGUCUCCCGAGGGCAGAUACAAGCUUCAGUACGAGAAAACUCACCCUGCUGGCCUUCUUCAUUACUCUCACGGAAAAUCGGUGUCUCAGUUGAUCAUCGCAUAUCUCAAGGAGAAGUCAGCUUCCCAGGGGCCAAGCGCGCCUUCGACACCGAGCUCCAGCAGCGUGGUGAAAUCGGCAGCGGCACGGCUUUUUGUUGGUGUUAAUGGCAGCAAGACAUUCUCUUAUGGUGGCACAAACGGUGGGAGCAAGGUAGCAUCUGGCACUAGCAAGUUCGGAGGGACUUUCGGAGCAGGAUCGAGCAGUUCUCCUGUAGCUUCCAAUUAUGAUGGCAAAGGGGCUUACUUAAUCUUUAAUGCUGGUGACACGUUAUUCAUCAGUGAUCUCAAUUCUUCAGACAAGGAUCCGAUCAAGGCCAUUCAUUUUAGCAGCUCGAACCCUCUGUGCCAUUCAUUUGAUUCUGAAGCGAAGGAUGGGCAUGACUUGCUUAUUGGGCUUCAGUCUGGAGACAUCUACACAGUGUCGUUAAGGCAACAACUACAGGAUCUUGGUAAGAAGCUCGUGGGAGCUCAACAUUACAAUAAAGAUGGCACAAUCAAUAGCAGUCGAUGCACUUGCGUUGCUUGGGUACCAGAUGGCGAUGGCAUUUUUGUUGUUGCUCAUGCUGAUGGAAACCUUUAUGUCUAUGAGAAAAGCAAGGACGGGGCUGUUGACCCAUCCUUUCCUGCUAUCAAAGAUCCAACUCAAUUUACUGUUGCUCAUGCACGGUCCAGUAGGAGCAAUCCAACUAUCAGAUGGCAUAUUUGCCAGGGUUCAAUUAAUAGUAUGUCAUUCUCAAUAGAUGGCACAUAUUUAGCGACUGUUGGUAGAGAUGGUUAUUUAAGAGUAUUUGACUACUACAAAGAGAGAUUAUUUUGUGGUGGAAAAAGUUAUUAUGGUGCGUUGCUUUGCUGUGCCUGGAGCCCUGAUGGGAAAUACAUAUUAAUUGGUGGUGAAGAUGAUCUCGUACAAGUCUGGAGCAUGGAUGCUCGAAAAAUAGUUGCUUGUGGGGAGGGACAUAAUUCAUGGGUGAGCGGUGUUGCUUUUGAUUCUUAUUGGUCGGCUCCAAAUUCUGAUGGGAAUUCUGAUGGAACAGCAGAAAAUGCUAUGUACCGUUUUGGAUCUGUUGGUCAGGAUACUCGUCUACUUCUAUGGGACCUCGAAAUGGACGAAAUCGUUGUGCCACAACGAUAUAAUCCUCUUGGCGGCUCGCCCACCCUUAGCAGUGGAAGCCAUUCUUCUGCUCACUGGGAUUCCGCACCUUCUAUAGGCACCCUUCAGCCACCGCCGAGCAUGCGGGAUGUGCCGAAGCUCUCCCCUCUCUCCGCCCACCGUGUACAUGUGGAGCCUUUGUCUGGUCUAAUAUUUACCAGAGAAUCAGUUGUUACUAUUUGCCGUGAAGGCCACAUCAAAAUCUGGGCGAGGCCUGGGGAUGGCGAUGUAAGCGAAGCAAACUCUGAUAGUGGCUUCACAACGGCUACUGCCAAAGAUAGGCAUGUUGCAGCCCCUUCCGUGAAGGUAAAUGGUUCCAGUUAUAAGCUAUCGGCAUCGAAUUUUAUAAGGAAUUAGAGAGUUGUUGGCUGGAUUUUCUGGUUGAAUGUUGUAGGCAAAGCAGCCUGAGCAGCUCUUUUAUUAUUAUUAUUAUUAUUGUUAUUAUUUUGGAAAGGCUUCUCUUGAUUAUGUCAGUGUGGCCAUUUGUGUGGCUAUAGAGAAUAAGCCAUAUGCUUCUGUAUAGAUACAAUCAUUUUAUACGUCUUCUCGCUGAAAUGUAUAGGAGCCGAGCAUUUUUAGUGCUUUAUGAUAUGAUUAGAAGCCAAAAUGGACGCUUGUUUUGAUAUUUGUUGUGUACAUUUUUGCUGUUGGGAGGAAA
Molecule: messenger RNA, 2308 nt
Organism: Dendrobium catenatum
Lineage: Eukaryota; Viridiplantae; Streptophyta; Magnoliopsida; Asparagales; Orchidaceae
Product: WD repeat-containing protein 20-like
Exons: 11
Coding region: 343-2007 (554 amino acids)
Molecular function (GO): protein binding
Source: RefSeq, a predicted model, not a curated record